AUCAAGAACCGGAACAAACAAACCCCCAAGCAAAUAUUAAGUGGGGUUGUGUCUAAACACCUGUUAUAUGAUGCAGAGGGUAUAUGCAGAGAUUUCGCAAGGGUGUUAAUUUAAUUUAAAACACGAUUUAUGAAAGGGAACGAGAGUAAAGAGUAGCACAUGAGAUGGCAAUUUUAUGUAGGACCUAUUUAUUAGCUAAAUUGUCUAAAGAAACAGGAAUUCCCCUAAACCAAGCAAGAAGAUUUUAACCUUAGUACAGUGUUGGGCAGAUUGUGUACAGUGUACGAUAUUUUAGUAUUCGUUGGUUUUUACCGCGAUUUAAUGUUUUGUUAAAAUAACUAUGAAAGGGCCCUCUGCCGUCUCUUGUCGGAGGAAGAGAGGGGUGACAAGGCUGUUGUGGACACUGUUUGGUGCCUGCCUUGUUGCUACAGUCAUCGGGUACAAACCAGUGGUCAUAGUCCAUGGUUUGUUCGACAGCUCCGGGGUAUUUGURGAGUUGCUUCGCUUCAUCAAUCAGUCUCACCCAGGAACCAAUGUGUCAGUCAUCGACCUGUUUGACCGCAGCUCCAGCUUACAGCCACUAUGGAAACAAGUGGAGGGCUUCAAGGAAGCCAUCUAUCCCAUCAUGCAAAACGCUGCAGAUGGGGUCCACUUCAUCUGCUACUCUCAAGGUGGCCUGAUUUGCAGAGGGAUCCUGUCCACUCUCCCUAAUCACAAUGUCCACUCCUUCAUCUCUUUGUCCUCGCCUCAGGCUGGACAGUAUGGAGACACAGACUACCUAAAGUACCUCUUCCCCCAGUUCAUGAAGUCCAACCUGUUUCAUUUCUGCUACACUGGAGUGGGCCAGAGGAUAUCCAUCUGCAACUACUGGAAAGACCCCCAUCACACGGACAUGUAUGUGAACGGCAGUGAUUAUCUGGCUUUAUUGAACAGUGAGAGGCCAAAUCCCAAUUCAACAGUGUGGAAGAAGAACUUCCUGCGUAUCAAGAAGCUGGUCUUAAUUGGGGGGCCAGACGAUGGAGUCAUCACACCCUGGCAAUCCAGUCAGUUUGGAUUUUACAAUGACAACGAGACUGUCGUUGAGAUAAAGGACCAGGAUCUAUAUUUGAGAGAUGUGUUUGGCCUGAAGACCCUAAACGCUCGUGGGGACCUGUUCCUGUGCUCAAUGGCUGGAGUAGAGCACGUCAAGUGGCACUCCAACGACACGGUGUUCAACACCUGCAUUGAGAAGUGGCUCGUUUAGCGCCGACUACUCCACCAAACGGCAUUACAAGAACAGUCAUAUUUCAUACAAUCUUUACAGUGAAACACACACAGUUUUACCGCUGCAGUGUGAUUCACACAGUGGAAAUAUGCGUUUAACUCUGUCUGCACUACAUUGAACUACUACUUAUGUUCUUACGUUUGUGAGAAACGUCAUUACACAUCAUUACACUUCAAACCCACAUGUACAUAUUGUUACAUGUGUAUCCAUGUCUGUGUUUUACCUACACAUACCUAAGAAAGUACCACACAACAGUGCCUGACUGAGUGACGUUCAUUUUCAGACCCACUGCCCAGUUCAUCUCUUUACUAGAGUGAUAUUUACCAUUGGUUUUAGCUGGUAACAAAUGUCUUUGUCUUUUUAACCUAUAAAGUAAGCCCUUAUGGUGGUCGUUGCUGUUGCUAAGCUACCCGGCAGACCGCUGCAGUAGAAAUCAUGCCUUACGUUUUUAGAAUGUUAGCCAUGUGUCUCAGUGUUCCAUUUUAUAUGUCUCCAAACCGAAGUGUUAUGACACACUGCCUACAGUGAAGGUGCUAAAAAGGUGGAGUGGAAGAAAAAAAGGGAAGAGAUACUGGAGACAAGAAAUUAUUAGAAAGGAAAGAGGGUUUAGGAAUGGAUGGAAAGGGAGAAGAGGAAAGAGUGUUAUUUACCUGUCUUGAACAUAAUGUAUGUGACAUACCUGUACCUCUCGUUGCAUUUAGAUAUCUCAGGUUUGAUCCGAAGCCUAUGUCCGUUUUUUGUCAAAGGGAAUGGUUUAUUUUUAACUCAACUGUUUGUUAUACUGUUAUGGGUGUUUUCUUGUGGUUGUAUGAAGAAGGGGAUUGCCUCUGGGACUAUAGUGAAAGUACUCUAAGUUACRUUGUGAAGUAAGAUUGAAAGCAUUGCACAAAGAUUAAAAAUGUAACUAGAAAUGAGACUGUCAGGUAUGAGGGAUUGCUAUAGCUUGUAAAAUAUUUGUAAAAUUGUUGACAUUGCAGUAUUAUGUGCGUCUUCUUGGUUUAUGUUCUGCUUCUAAGGGAAUUUAUAUUUUUCUCCACUAACAGGAGUAAAGGUUUAGUGGACUAAUUUGGUGGGGGGGAUACAUCCCAUGGCUAUGGAUGAAAAUGAAAGAUUUUUUUUCAAUA
Molecule: messenger RNA, 2388 nt
Organism: Salvelinus sp. IW2-2015
Lineage: Eukaryota; Metazoa; Chordata; Actinopteri; Salmoniformes; Salmonidae
Product: lysosomal thioesterase PPT2-A
Cellular component (GO): lysosome
Molecular function (GO): thiolester hydrolase activity
Source: RefSeq, a predicted model, not a curated record